Messenger RNA from Nilaparvata lugens (brown planthopper), 1732 nucleotides. RefSeq lists its product as uncharacterized. NCBI's taxonomy places the organism in Eukaryota, Metazoa, Arthropoda, Insecta, Hemiptera, Delphacidae. The transcript is spliced from 2 exons. The record is from RefSeq and is a predicted model, not a curated record. The coding region runs from base 919 to 1470 and encodes 183 amino acids.
AUAUAAUUCUUGUUUCUAUUUUUCAGUUGUGCAGAUGAUAUUAGACGAUUGUUUCGGUGAUGACUGUAGCACGAGACUGAUGGCUUGAUCAGGUUGGUAAAUUUUUAGAGUUGUUUUGUAGUUUUAUUUUCUUCUGUUAUUAAAGUUGAUUUCGGUUUCUUCAUUUGAAGUGAAUUAAUAAUAUUUCCUUAUUGGCUGAGAUGCGGCGAAGUUUAGGCUAUGUUGAUUAGGCUGUAGUAGAAAGAUGCUAGUAUGCAAAGAUAUGAUUUGAUGGGUAGGCUGUGACUAUGAAGUGUUUGAUGGUUGAUGUAAUUCACAACGUAGCUUCCAGUUGAUUAAAAGAUUAUUAUUUCCUCAAGCCCCCAUCUAAAUUUGAUUUCUGAUUUGUUCCAAGUUUCCAUUCCAAUUUGCAACUAUCCAUUUUAUUAAAUUUGGCUUAAAACGAAUGUGCCGGCGGUGUAAAUCACUUCUUACAUACGUGUUUCCUCUUUGUCGGCCGGUAACAUGCAGUUUAAUCUUUUUAAACCUUACAUGCCGGUGGUGUCUGUAGGUUUUUUCGAAUAAUCUUUUUCUUUUUUGCAUGCCGGUGUACAGUCUACUGGAUUUUAACCGGACGUGACUGCGGUGGUUGUAGGUCCUUCUUAAUACUGUCUUCCUUUUUCCUUGCAUUUUGGUGUGAGAUUUGAGGUAGGAUUUCAGCUUUAUAUGACGGCGAUGUAGAUAGAUUCUUCUUGAGACCAUUUUUCCUUUUUGCAUGGCGGGGAGAAAUUUAAUAUCCAAUUUUAGUCUUACAUGAGGGCGGUGGUUGUAGGUUCUUCUAGAUAUUCUUCUUCUUUCUUGAAUUGUUUUUCUGCUUGUGUGUAGUCUUGACUUCAUGCGGAUUUUAAUUGUUCUAAUGUUGUUUUCUGAUUGUUUUUGAUGGAUACUGAUUUGAUGUGUUGCAGGUGCUGUCCUCUGUGGAUGGGAGAUAUGUGCGGUCGGCGGUCCGGGCUGCUCUUCAACUUGGUGGGCAAUGUCCUUGGAUUCCUGGUGUCCGGCGCGCGGUGGUACGGGCUGUCCCUCUACCUGAUGGAUGUCGUCCUCGGCCUGGCGGAUGAUGUCGACUGGUUCCUCUCGGCGUUCGGCGGGGUGCGGCGCGACUCCAGUCUUGACAUUCUCGGAGGGCGUCCAUAUCCAGUGCGGGAGUGGGCGUAUGGCGAACGGUUAUCUUCUGGUUUUUUAUCCGAGCGACAGUACGAGAGAUGGGGGUUCCUGUUUCUGGGGCGUCGUCGUCCGUAUGCUCUCCCGAUGUUUCGUCCUCCGGCUCUUGGGCUGCCGACGGAUCUUCCACUAGGAUGCAGCUCUCCUCCACCUGUGUCGAAGAUAAAUCAUCCAGUACAUUGGGAUGGAAAUCGGCGGAUGCGGUGGCGGAUGCGGAUGGCGGCGAACAAUCGGGUGAGAGGUCCUCGGUAUCCGACAGACUUGGAUUGACCUGGUCGUUUCCUGCCAUAGUUUGCGGAAAAAUAGCGCAACGAAAGUGUGCAGUGAAUAAAAAACGUGAAAGUGUUGUGAUAUACAAAAUAAUUGGUAAGGAAUCCAAUAGAAAUUGUUAUAGCGCAGUAGUGAGUGAAAUACAGAAAAGGUGGUUUAACAAUGUGUUCAGUGAUAAAAUGAGUCAAGUUAGCAAUAUCGUUAACAUAAAAAUGACACGAACAUACAGGAUACACAGUGAACACUUAUGCAGUAAUACAGG